Molecule: messenger RNA, 1401 nt
Organism: Anarrhichthys ocellatus (wolf-eel)
Lineage: Eukaryota; Metazoa; Chordata; Actinopteri; Perciformes; Anarhichadidae
Product: voltage-dependent L-type calcium channel subunit alpha-1F-like
Exons: 11
Coding region: 211-1377 (388 amino acids)
Biological process (GO): calcium ion import across plasma membrane
Cellular component (GO): voltage-gated calcium channel complex; membrane
Molecular function (GO): high voltage-gated calcium channel activity
Source: RefSeq, a predicted model, not a curated record
CAGUAGUACAUGUUGAGUACGCUCUGUUAGUACAGCAGUACAUGUUGAGUACGCUCUGUUAGUACAGUAGUACAUAAUAACUCUCUGUCUCCACAGCGUCAGUGUGUUGAGUUCGCUCUGAAGGCUCAGCCACUGAAACUUUACAUCCCAAAGAAUCCGGUACAGUAUAAGUUCUGGUCCAUCAUCAACUCCACAGGAUUUGAGUACAUCAUGUUUCUGCUCAUCCUGCUCAACACCGUCACUCUAGCUGUUCAGCACUACGAACAGUCAAAGAAGUUCAGCCACAUCAUGGACAUUUUGAACAUGGUGUUCACUGGACUCUUCACCGCGGAGAUGCUGCUGAAGCUGCUAGCUCUCAGACUCAGGCAUUACUUCGUGGACGCCUGGAAUUCCUUCGACGCUCUCAUCGUGGUCGGCAGCGUUGUCGACAUUGUGGUCACCGAGUUCAGUAGUGGGGAGGACAGCUCUCGGGUGUCGAUCACCUUCUUUCGUCUGUUUCGAGUGAUGCGAUUGGUCAAGCUGCUGAGUAAAGGGGAGGGGAUUCGUACCCUGCUGUGGACUUUCAUCAAAUCAUUGCAGGCGCUGCCGUACGUCGCUCUGCUCAUCGCCAUGAUCUUCUUCAUCUACGCCGUCAUCGGGAUGCAGACCUUUGGGAAGGUAGCGAUGCAGGAUCUCACUCAGAUCAACAGAAACAACAACUUCCAGACAUUUCCUCAGGCGGUCCUCCUCCUCUUCAGGUGUGCGACAGGUGAGGCGUGGCAGGAGAUCAUGUUGGCCAGUCUUCCAGGUAAACGCUGUGACCCAGAGUCUGACUACGGACCAGGAGAAGAGUUCAGCUGUGGAAGCAACUUCGCCAUCGUUUACUUUAUCAGCUUCUUCAUGUUGUGUGCUUUUCUGAUCAUUAACCUAUUUGUCGCCGUCAUCAUGGACAACUUUGACUAUCUAACACGUGAUUGGUCGAUUCUGGGACCGCAUCAUCUGGACGAGUUCAAGAGGAUCUGGUCUGAAUACGAUCCAGAGGCCAAGGGUCGUAUAAAACACCUGGACGUUGUGGCUCUGCUCAGGAGGAUCCAGCCUCCUCUGGGUUUUGGGAAGCUCUGUCCUCACAGAGUGGCUUGUAAGCGCCUCGUAGCGAUGAACAUGCCUCUGAACGCUGACGGGAUGGUGACCUUCAACGCCACGCUCUUCGCUCUGGUUCGCACCGCUCUAAAGAUCAAGACUGAAGGUAACCCUGACCAGGAGAACGAGGAGCUGAGGGGAAUCAUCAAGAAGAUCUGGAAGAGAAUGAAACCAAAACUACUGGAUGAAGUAAUACCACCACAUGAAGGUACUAAUGCUACCGAUACAACAAAGAUACAUAUACACACACACACAUGAGUACCACUACUACAAACACUACUA